AUGGUUAAGGAGAUGAGGAAAGGGCUUGAUGAUACAUUCAACAUCAAUGUUAGUCAUUUAAAAUGUAAGAGGGCCAAGAGGAUGAUUUUGGAGAGUCUUGAUGGUAGUUUUUUUUUUUAUGAGUAUAACAAACUAGAGGCAUAUGCAAAUGAAUUAAGGCUAAGCAAUCCAGGAAGUGAUGUGGUCAUUAACAUAUCAAAUGAUGCAGUUGAGGAAGGGAAAAUAAGGUUCUCAAGGAUGUAUGUUUGUUUUGAUGCUUUGAAGAAGGGUUUUAAGAGUGGAUUGAGACCCUUUAUUGGCCUGGAUGGAACAUUCUUAAAAGGAAAAGUCAAAGGUCAGCUCUUAGUUGCUGCUGCUCUAGAUACAACAAGACAUUUUUAUCCCAUAGCUUGGGCUAUUGUGGAUAAAGAAACAAAGGUCACCUGGAGCUGGUUCUUGACAUUGCUAGAAAAGUCUUUAGACCUCAAGAAAGGUGAAGGUAUCACAUUCAUGUCAGACAUGCAGAAGAGGCUAAUUGGUGCAAGAGAUGAGGUCUUUGGGGAGUUGAAGAACCACCUUUGGUGGUGUUCAUGGUGUACUUACAAAGAAGAGGUUCAAGACCAUUUGAGUAUGAUGGGGAAGGAAAAUAAAGAAGCUGGUGAGGACUUGUUGAAUAGGUACCCAGCUGAGUCAUGGUGCAGGGCAUACUUUGACUCAGUGUGCAAGAAUUGGCAAGUGGAGAACAAUCUUGUAGAGUCAUUCAAUAACUGGGUGAUGAAUGCUAGGUUCAAGCCCAUUAUAAAGAUGUUGGAGGAGAAAGAGUUAAGGGAUGAUGCAUAUGAGGUGUCUCAUAGUGUUGAUAGGCAUAGGGUGAACAUAGAACUGAAAAGAUGCAUUUGCAGGACAUGGGACCUCACUGGGAUCCCAUGCCCUCAUGCUAUAAGGUCCCUACUGUACAGGAAGAUAAACCCUUUGACUCAUAUUCACUGUGGCAAGGCAGCACCCAUCAACAAUGCUUUUACUGCUGAACCAAACUUUGAUUUUCCAUCAAGUGAUGAAGCAGAUCCACCUCUAAUGCUAAUGAGUAUUUUAAAGGCCAAGACUAGAUUCCUAAGGCAGAUGCAUAUUGGAGAAGCAACUGGAACAAGGUGUAUUGGUUUUAUUGGUGAUGCUAGUGGUAUUAGUAAGCCAACAAACCUUCCAUUCUAA
This is a messenger RNA of Lycium ferocissimum, 1188 nucleotides long. RefSeq lists its product as uncharacterized. Lineage: Eukaryota; Viridiplantae; Streptophyta; Magnoliopsida; Solanales; Solanaceae. The record is from RefSeq and is a predicted model, not a curated record. Bases 1 to 1188 code for a protein of 395 amino acids. The transcript has 4 exons. Gene Ontology annotation, molecular function: zinc ion binding.